This is a messenger RNA of Larimichthys crocea (large yellow croaker), 969 nucleotides long. Its product is annotated as protein FAM216A. The record is from RefSeq and is a predicted model, not a curated record. The transcript is spliced from 4 exons. The coding region runs from base 146 to 502 and encodes 118 amino acids. Lineage: Eukaryota; Metazoa; Chordata; Actinopteri; Sciaenidae.
UCUUUUCAAACCGAGCUUCUUGAUCUUUAGGUCUGCAGAGUCUGACAAGAAAUGCACAGAUGGUUUUGAAUGUCUCCCAAGUCAGCAGAAAGUGAGGGAGGCAUACAGAGGAACACACAUAAACGUGCCUGCAGGCAGCCAGCACAUGAAGACGAUUCCCAUUCCUAAAUCUAUGAUGUCUGCACCCUUCUUACAGCAUCCAGCCCUUACAGCUGGACAGAGAUGCUACCUUUGCAGUAUAGCAAAUGUUUACAGUACAGAGCACAUGAGGCAGCAGAUGAAGCAGCAUUAUCUCAAAGUGCUGCGCACUUGUGUUCAGUCAGGUGAGAAUCCAACCUGCAGAAGGAGGUACUGGGAUCAUCGGCACAGAGGAAAUGGUCCUUUUCUGAAGGAUGCAGAGAAGGAUGUGACGAAGGGAAAGCCGCAAAGGCAGAGUAAACGCAACAGCAGCAGCAGUACAGCUAAUUCUAACGUCAUACUUCCAAAAAUAGUCAACAGAUGACAAAUCAAAUGCCAAAUGGUUUCACUGUUUUCAAGGCUUUAUGGACCGUAUAGUAAGUUACUAUUGCAUAAAAUUUCAAGAUGACUUUGAAUGUCCAAAGACUUGUGUACAGUCACUUUUACACAGACGUGCACACAUUACAAGCACUAGUGGGUUUAGAGCAGGGGUCUUCAACUGGCUGUCCGUGAUCCCUACGGGGUCCGCAGAGGUACUCCAGAGGGUCUGCCAAUUUUCACUAAAAUAAUUUGUGAGAAUAUAUAACAAAAAUGAUAUAUGAUACUAACAUAACAUGAACAGCAACUAUGGGAAAAGAAAAAAAAGGCGAGGAAAGGUGUUGGAUGAACAUAAAUCAAUAACUUAUAGGUUGAUGAAUUGAAGCAGAAUGGAUAAAUUUGUCACGGUUAGUAAGGUAAAAUAAAAGGUGAAUAAAGUAAAUAUAAAAGUUUUUAUAGGCUAGGCUUAAAAUG